CAGUUUAACGACUCCAAAGUGCAUCAGCGGAGGAAGUUGUGGCAAGACAAAAACAUCCAAGCUGUUACCGUACCGAGUGUUCGUGUUGUGUGCGCUGUUGUUUGGGACGAGUUAACGCCGCACAAAUGCCCCACCGACUCCAAUCUGAGACACGAACUUGAAGUGGCAUACGACAAGACACCCGUUCCAUCGACCGUACGUUUAUUCUCGUCGAUCCGGUAUUUUAUUUAUACAGCAACAGGCUGCUGUUUCCAUAGCCGGGGGAUUUUCCGCCGCCUACCAAAGCAACCCACGACAGCUUCACAAAAGCAGAACCAAAAGUGGGACACACAAUGCGUGGUCGAGGGAAGUUUUAAUUAUAUAUUUUUUAAAAUCGUCGCGUUUGUCACGAAAGUUCGCACACACUCACUAGCUCGUGUCUACGCGUCGCCACAACAUGCAGGAGGAUCACACCACCGUGAACUGAUUUAAGGUCAUCAUACAUCCAUCUGUCCAUCACGUAUCCACGAAGCAGGGACAGCUACGAGUCGAUCCACUUUUAACCCAUCGCUGCCGGUUCCACGUUCAGCCCGAGGCCCUCGAGUCAGCGUCGUAGGGCACCGUCAUGGCCAUGAGAUCGAACGAGCAGACACCGCUGUUGACCCGCAGGCAGCAUCCGCUGGAGAGCGGCUUCGAGGGCAGGAGGAUCGCGUGCGCCGCUCUCCUCUGCGCCGAGACCCUGGAACGCAUCGCUUUCUUCGCCAUCACGGGCAACCUGGUGCUCUUCCUCAACGACUCCAUGGACUGGGACGGAGUGCAAGCCGCUCAGAACCUCUUCAUCCUCAUGGGCAUCACCUACCUGGCCUCCCCGCUGGGCGGCUGGCUGGCGGACGCAUACCUGGGCCGCCUGAGAACCGUGGUGGUCAGCCUCGUGGUCUAUCUCAUCGGUGCCAUCUCGUUCCCCCUGCUGAGCGCGCACGGGUCCAGGAGGGCCAUCUGCGGCGCGCGCGACGGGGCCCCCAUCGUGAACGCGUCGUGUGCCGACGGCGGGUGGCGGCCGGGAUGUCCCGAGUUGCCGGCGCCCUACUGCAGCGCGGUGAUCUACGCGGGCGUGGUGAUCAUGGCCCUGGGGGUGGCAUCCGUCAAAGCCAACAUAACGUCGUUCGGGGCAGAUCAGAUCAGAGACAGAGGCGCCGAGACCUUGCAGCGUUACUUCAACUUGUUCUACUGGUGCAUCAACGUGGGGGCGAUCGUGUCUCUGGGUCUUAUCGGUUACAUCCAACAGAACGUUAGUUUUUUGAUUGGCUACAACAUGGCCAUUGGAGCGCUCUGCCUCUCCUUGCUCAUAUUUGUUGCCUGCAGCCCAAAGUACAUCACCACACAGCCCCAUCCCAGCGCCGUACCUUACAUCUGCAAGCUGAUGUGCCUCUCCUGCUUUAGCAGAAGGCGACGACGCUCUUCUGAUGUUCACAGGGAUCAGAGGAAUAAUUCAAUUGAAGAUGUACCCGAUGUGUCUGAGAACGAUGUCAAGAGCCUGGGUCGUAUAAUUCUGGUGUUCACAGCCAUGAUACCCUAUUGGAUGGUGUACUUUCAGAUGCAGACAACAUACCAGCUCCAGAGCCUUCAUUUGCAGAUCCCAAAAAUCUUCAAUACCACCUCUUCUGGCAACUGCUCUAGUUCACCAUCAUACGUGUUCCCCACCGCGUGGUUCACGCUGUUUGACGCGCUGCUGCUGCUGGUGCUCAUCCCAGUGGCGGACCGCGUGGUGUUUGUGUGGCUCGCACGCCGGGGAUUUCGCCCCGCUCCUGUCCUCCGUAUGGCUGUUGGCAUGAUCUUUAGCCUCAGUUCUGCUGUGGCUGCAGGUCUGUUGGAGUCGGAGAGGCUAAACCGUGUGUAUCGCAGAGAAGUGGUGACGCAGUGUAUCGGUCACUCCGAGUACGAGGCGGCCAGUCUGACCGUCUGGUGGCAGCUGCCCCAGUUCCUGUUGGUGGGACUCAGCGAGCUGCUCACCAGUAUUGGGGGUUUGGAAUUUGCGUAUUCCGCGGCUCCGAAGCACAUGCAGAGUGCCGUGAUGGGGCUGUUCUUCUUCUUCUCUGGGAUCGGCUCGUUCAUGGGCUCUGGCCUUCUCAGCUUGGUGUCGCUGCCGUCCAUUGGCUGGAUGGACAGCCACAGGGACUCUGGUAGCAUAAAUCACUGCCACUUGGACUUCUACUUUUUCUUACUGGCUGGCAUCCAAAGUGUGACGCUGGUCAUCUUCGUCUGCAUGAAGUCCUGGCACACAAGCCCUGGGAAUCCCUGAGUUGCGGAUGUCAGCCAAUGAGGAAUCAUGGACACAAACAUCAAUCACACCACUUGAUCCUGCUGGUCUCAGCUAAUCAUGUUCGGAUCUGUUUGCAAUUUAAAUUCCUUAUAAAUGCUGUUUUUGUGUUAUUAAAAGUAUACGAGCCAAAACAUGUGUAAAAAGUCAAUGAAAUAACGCAGUAUUGCGCAUUUUCAUUGUUCGGGAUAACUUGUGUGCAGCAUUAUAGGUAUUUGUUUUUUGCGGAUUUUUUUUGGCAUAGAUGAACAACCCAUGUACGACAUUAAAUAAUCCAAUUAAUUGUAUUGAGACCCGGUUUCACUAACUUUUCUUUUCAUACAGAUUAGCUUGGCAAUUAACCCUUUGAUCAAUAAUUUAAGAGCAGAACUAGACUAUCAGUAAUUGUAUUAACUAGUUGGAGGUAAAUUGUGUAAUUUCAUUGAGGCGUAUAGCUAUCGUUAAUCAUUGUACGACGGGGCGUUUCUAAUUUAUAUUACUACACAAAUAUGAACAGAUUCCUGAAAAUUGUAUCAUUUUAAUCACACAUAUGCAACGGCAUCGUUUAUAUUACCAACGUUUAAUACUAUUAUGUGUGUUAUAGGACAAUUUUAUAAUAGUGCCUGUGUACAAGGGCCAUUGUUAAUGUAAAACGCGUUUUUAUAGCAGGGCGGUAGCGGCUAUACACUCCCGUGAUGAAUGCAGCACCAUGGUCUGGCUCGACAGGAGAAGGCAAUACAGCAAGUGGAAUAAUCACCAUAUCGUUCCAUGUGUACGGGGAUAUAGCGUUGCCCCCUUGCAUGUGUGUGUGUGUUUUUCCGGGUGUGCUAUGGCUUCCUCCCACAUCCUUAACAACUCAUUAAUUUGCUGAAAACAUCUUAAAAUAAAAUAAAAAUCCAAUGCGGGACCCUCCUGAAAAGAAAAGCCUGAGGUCUCAGCCUGGCUGUCCUG
Lethenteron reissneri (Far Eastern brook lamprey) is the source of this 3226-nucleotide messenger RNA. RefSeq names its product solute carrier family 15 member 4-like. Gene Ontology annotation, molecular function: transmembrane transporter activity. Gene Ontology annotation, cellular component: membrane. Gene Ontology annotation, biological process: oligopeptide transport; transmembrane transport. Lineage: Eukaryota; Metazoa; Chordata; Hyperoartia; Petromyzontiformes; Petromyzontidae. The record is from RefSeq and is a predicted model, not a curated record.